Messenger RNA from Nomascus leucogenys (northern white-cheeked gibbon), 5248 nucleotides. NCBI's taxonomy places the organism in Eukaryota, Metazoa, Chordata, Mammalia, Primates, Hylobatidae. The record is from RefSeq and is a predicted model, not a curated record.
CCCCAGUUUGUGUAGAAGUAGUGUGGAUAUAAAAUGACACUAAUGUAGACUGAGGAGAUUGCAGUACAUCUGGAUUUGUUGGGAUAGAGAAUAUCAGUAUCACCUAGGGGCUUAUUAAAGUUACUCAGAAGUUUUUGCUACUUUUUUUUUUUUUUUUUUUUAACUACAGGCUUCUUGAGAAUCAUGGUCUACUUUUACCAAAAGGAGCCUGUAAUAUUCCUCAAAUGUGUUGGAGCAGAACAAGGAUUGAAGACUGUAUUAAUGAUCUCUACAAAGAGUCUUCUGAUCUUUCUUUUUGAUGUCUCAAUCUUUGAUAAAACAUAAAUGAAGGUUCACUCUGGGCUCUUGUUAUUUGCGUAACAGCUGAAAAAAAGUGAAUUUAAUAAUUUUAUGUUGAAGGUUUAGUAUGUUCAAAACUGCUAGGCACCUUGAAAAACAUGAGUUAUAAAAAUGAAUAAGACGUAUCUUGUCUUAGUUGAAUUAAAACAAUUCUUUUGAGGAAUUUGUAAGUAUUUCUACAAGCAAUACAUUUGUAAGAGAUGUAUAAACAAACUGGUAUUAGAAUACAGAGGACAAUUGAGUUUUAUUUGGUUUGAUUCCAGGAGAAAAGGCUGGUCAGGGAAAAUUGCAUUAAAGUAGAUCCUAGAAAGGACAGGGAAGUUUUUAAUAAUUGGUAAGGGGCAGGGGAGAACAUUCCAGGGAGAGAACUGCAUAAACAAAGAGAUGGAGGUGUGAAGUUUGGGAGCAUAGUUGGGAACUGUGAGCAGUAAUGCAGUGUGCACUCAGAUAAGGAUGGACUGUAGGAUUUGGUUCGGCCAUAUCAACAAGGACCUUAAAUAAUCAGCUGUCUGUACCCAGGAUUCUAAGACUUUCUUUUUAUUGAUGAACACCCCAAUUGCUGUUCUUUUCUUAUAUCUAGUCACAUCACUAGUCAUGUACUAGAUGAGAGAAGCAUUUUUGUCCAUUUUGCUUAUUGCUAUAUCCCUAGAGCAUAGAAGAGCACCUGGUGUGUAACAGGCAUAGAUGAAUUAUAUGUUAAAUGAGUGAAUGAAUUUAGAUUUUGUAAGAAAGGAUAAUUUAUGGUUGCACUUUAAAGAGAUCUUGCCUCCACGGAUCAAGUUGUUUUUGGUAUCUUUGUAAUAUGCCUCAAACUUCAUUGUAUUUCUCUCACUUGGAUUUGUCUUUCCCUGGCAUUUUUUGCAAUGUUCUACGUGGGCUCUUAUGACUAAUGAUCAUCCUCCUUAUAGUGUACCUGUAUUACAAGCUAAAGAAGUAAACAGGUCAUGGCACGUUUAACAAAAAGACGACAGGCGGAUACAAAAGCUAUCCAGCAUCUUUGGGCAGCCAUUGAGAUUAUACGGAACCAGAAGCAAAUUGCCAACAUUGACCGUAUUACAAAGUAUAUGUCUCGAGUCCACGGUAUGCAUCCUAAAGAGACCACCCGUCAGCUGAGCUUAGCUGUGAAAGAUGGUCUUAUUGUCGAAACUCUAACAGUGGGCUGCAAAGGUUCAAAAGCUGGUAUUGAACAAGAAGGAUAUUGGUUGCCAGGAGAUGAGAUUGACUGGGAAACAGAAAAUCAUGACUGGUAUUGUUUUGAAUGCCAUUUGCCUGGAGAGGUGUUGAUAUGUGACCUGUGUUUUCGUGUGUAUCAUUCCAAGUGUUUGUCUGAUGAGUUCAGGCUUAGAGACAGCAGUAGUCCCUGGCAGUGCCCAGUUUGCAGGAGCAUUAAGAAGAAGAAUACAAACAAACAGGAGAUGGGCACAUACCUGAGAUUCAUUGUCUCCCGCAUGAAGGAGAGGGCUAUAGAUCUUAAUAAAAAGGGGAAGGACAAUAAACACCCGAUGUACAGAAGGCUGGUGCACUCAGCUGUGGACGUUCCCACCAUUCAAGAGAAAGUGAAUGAAGGGAAAUACCGAAGUUACGAAGAGUUCAAAGCUGAUGCCCAACUGCUUCUCCACAAUACCGUGAUAUUCUAUGGAGCAGACAGUGAGCAAGCUGACAUUGCGAGGAUGCUGUAUAAAGACACAUGUCAUGAGCUGGAUGAACUGCAGCUUUGCAAGAAUUGCUUUUACUUGUCAAAUGCUCGUCCUGACAACUGGUUCUGUUAUCCUUGUAUACCCAAUCAUGAGCUGGUUUGGGCUAAAAUGAAAGGUUUUGGGUUUUGGCCAGCCAAGGUCAUGCAGAAAGAAGACAAUCAAGUCGACGUUCGCUUCUUUGGCCACCACCACCAGAGGGCCUGGAUUCCUUCUGAAAACAUUCAAGAUAUCACAGUCAACAUUCAUCGGCUGCACGUGAAGCGCAGUAUGGGUUGGAAAAAGGCCUGUGAUGAGCUGGAGCUGCAUCAGCGUUUCCUACGAGAAGGGAGAUUUUGGAAAUCUAAGAAUGAGGACCGAGGUGAGGAAGAGGCAGAAUCCAGUAUCUCCUCCACCAGUAAUGAGCAGCUAAAGGUCACUCAAGAACCAAGAGCAAAGAAAGGACGACGUAAUCAAAGUGUGGAGCCCAAAAAGGAAGAACCAGAGCCUGAAACAGAAGCAGUAAGUUCUAGCCAGGAAAUACCCACAAUGCCUCAGCCAAUCGAAAAAGUCUCCGUGUCAACUCAGACCAAGAAGUUAAGUGCCUCUUCCCCAAGAAUGCUGCAUCGGAGCACCCAGACCACAAAUGAUGGCGUGUGUCAGAGCAUGUGCCAUGACAAAUACACGAAGAUCUUCAACGACUUCAAAGACCGGAUGAAGUCGGACCACAAGCGGGAGACAGAGCGUGUUGUCCGCGAAGCUCUGGAGAAGCUGCGUUCUGAAAUGGAAGAAGAAAAGAGACAAGCUGUAAAUAAAGCUGUAGCCAACAUGCAGGGUGAGAUGGACAGAAAAUGUAAGCAAGUAAAGGAAAAGUGUAAGGAGGAAUUUGUAGAAGAAAUCAAGAAGCUGGCAACGCAGCACAAGCAACUGAUUUCUCAGACCAAGAAGAAGCAGUGGUGCUACAACUGUGAGGAGGAGGCCAUGUACCACUGCUGCUGGAACACGUCCUACUGCUCCAUCAAGUGCCAGCAGGAGCACUGGCACGCGGAGCACAAGCGUACCUGCCGCCGGAAAAGAUGAAGCUGGGCCUUCCCGGAGCCACCCCGACGGUCACUCUUUUCAGACACAGCGGUUUUUGUUUCCAAGAAGCCAAAAUUGUUUAGAAUUUGCUUCCCAUUUUGCACCAGCCUUUAAACACUUUUCGUGAAGAAAUUUUGCACAGUAGUUUAAAUCUUUUGUUAAUGCUCCUCCGAAGUUUUUCAGGGGGUAAAAGUAACAUCAGUGGAGGGUAUUAUUUUAAAUAAAUUUUAAUUGAGAAUUUGUUGCAUUUUCAGCAAAUUUUAAAACAUUUUUAGGUUUUACAGAGAUUUUAACCUUUAAACAACAGAUCUUUAAAAAACAGGUGAAUACAAGUGAGUUUAACAAAGAAACAUUUAGAAUAGAUCUGAAUGUAAGAACUACAGAACUGUUUCAGAAAUAAAACAUACUACCUUGAUGUGACAUUUUUUUCUUAACCUUGUUGAGCUGGUUUUGUUCAGCUUAAUUUACUGUUCAAAGGCAUUAUCUGUUGGUCACACCAGUGGGUAUAUGAUUGAAUUUAGGGAACAGGGUUGACACAGCAGGGCUAGUCCUGCAUAUUUUUUCUUAAAUAUUUCCCAAUUGUGUUUUUCAUUAUUUCUUUUCAAUAUAUAACUUUUAUAACAAAUUAUUAGCUUUGAUCUUGUAGUUUAAAAUUGCAGGGAACUGGGGUUAUCUUUUACUGAGCUGGAUCUUAGAGAAAAUGAAUAUUUAAAUUUUAAAGUUUGCACAUUUCAUCUUUGUCCUAACAUGAGUGCUUGUAACAAAAUAAACAAUAAAAACAAAGCCAAAAACUACCUUUAUCCAUAUGUGAAAUUAUAGAUGAGGCAUACGAAUUUGUUUAAUGCUUCCCUUCCCUUCCCACAUAUCAUCUCACUGCCUAUUAUCUGGUGUCACCUCAUGUAUUGUAAGUUAAUACUAAAAGAAGAGAAAGCACUUAAGUUUCACAGAAGCCGUUAUGUUUGUAGUAAUGGGUCAUUGCCUACUAAUGAACUCCAUCGCUGUACACAGAAUGAAGAAUAAUGCAUGUUAAUUUUCUUGUAUUAAAGAUGCCGUGAUUUGUAAAAAGUCUGUAUUUUGCGGAAUGUCUGGAUUAAGAAGCAUUACCAAUAGGAAUGGAUCGAUAGUUGAAUAAUGAUUUUUUAUACAUAGAUCUAUAAAAUACAGCCAGGAAAACUUAAAUUACUUUUCUUUUAAAAUAUCUCACAAUUUAUGUGUUUUUUUUAAAGACUGAUCUUAGACCAAGUCAAAUUCCCAUUUAUCAUUUAGUUAUUUUUUGAGGUUAGAGAAAUAAUUUGUACAUAUUUAUUUAGACCUUUGAUAUUUAUUAAAGCAAUUACUCACAAUGGAAGUGAAAGAAUCAGGAGAAAAGCCUUUUAAAAAGUUUUCUCCAGGUUUGUCAGGGUCACUCUAAAGAUAAAAAUGUAACUAAGUCUUCUGUGAAAUAUCGUCCAUCUAAUCUCGAUGCUGUUGCAGAUGGUGGUGACACAAGUUAAUUGACAAACUACUGCCAAAUGGUGCACAAUAUUUUGUAAAAAGUACCCAGUAUCCCCAUUUCAUACAAUGUACCUAAAUUAUGCAGUAACUUGGCAUCAUCGUUCCCUCCUUGUUGCUGUGUAAUUAGUCAGUGUUGCCACACUGUGUGGCGCUGAUGGAGAUGUCAGAACCGAGAACACUUAACCUUCUUUGAUUGUUUUUCAAGUUUUAAGACUUCGAUCCACCCCUAUGAGAGCAAGUAAUUGUGGAAAUAUUUUUGGUGUAAAAUCAUUCCAGAGUAUGUAAUAUUUAACUGAUAGCUGCAUGAAAGUGAGAUUCGUGUUACUUUGGCUUUUUUGUCUCUGUUGACACGGUUGCACAUUUCCAAGUUACUACAGCGUGAAAACUGUGUGUUUAAAAAAAAACAAAAUUAAAAAAAGAGAUUGUGGCCUGGUUUUGUAAAAGUUUUAGGUAAAAUUACAAUUGAUCGUUUUAGGAAUCAUUAUUAAAAACUUUCUGCAAAUCAUAAAGCUAUAUCGAGGUGUUGAGCUUAGCCACUAUGCACAUUGUAAUUAUUCAUUGUGGCUGUCCAGUUCUAUGAUGCAUUCUGGCAUUUUGUAAGCUGCUCUGACUAGCAAUAUAUAGAUUCAUUUAAUGUGUUAACAUUGGUUAAUAAAUGUAUU